This is a messenger RNA of Paralichthys olivaceus (Japanese flounder), 1808 nucleotides long. Lineage: Eukaryota; Metazoa; Chordata; Actinopteri; Pleuronectiformes; Paralichthyidae. The record is from RefSeq and is a predicted model, not a curated record.
CCAAAGAUGAAGUUAGAAUAUCUCGGAUAAAAGUAACUUCCGAUGUUUAUAAAAAGCCUUUGGUGGUUUUAUUUGUUAGACACGAUUCUCACAGGGAGCUUUAUUUUGAAGUGUGAGCCCGGAAGUGAUGUUUUCCUCUGGUGAAGCGGUCUGAACCGUGAAGCUCAGAAAUCGAUCUGUGACCAACCAGCAGGUAGUUUAUCAACGAUGGGACCGACAGGUGAGGUGGUGUUUGACAGCCCGGUGCUGGUCUGCUCUGAGAACCGGCUGCAAUGGGACCUGAACCCAGAGAAGAUCCAGCAGCUCACCGACGAGCUCAUCACCAACACCAAGAAGGUGUACGACUGCGUGGGAGCACUGGACCUCAGCAGCGUCAACUUCGAGAACACGUUGAAGGCCCUCGCCGACGUGGAGGUCGAGUACACAGUCCAGAGGAACAUGUUGGAUUUCCCGCAGCACGUGUCGUCGUGUAAGGAGGUCCGAGCCGCGAGCACCGAGGCCGACAAACGUCUCUCAGAGUUCGACGUGGAGAUGAGCAUGAGGGAGGACGUCUACUUGAGGAUCGUCGCUCUGGAGAAGAAGAUCGAUGCUGGAAGCCUCACUGCGGAAUCGAAGCGUUACAUGGAGCGACUGAUCAAACUGGGCAAGAGGAACGGUCUCCACCUGCCCACGGAGACACAGGAGGAGAUCAAAACCAUCAAGAAGAAGCUGAGCAACCUGUGUAUAGAUUUCAACAAGAACCUGAACGAGGACACCACCAGUCUGUCCUUCACCAGAGACGAGCUGGGCGGCCUCCCCGAGGACUUCCUCAGCUCACUGGAGAGCGAUGGGGACAAACUGAAAGUGACUCUGAAGUAUCCUCAUUACUUCCCCACCAUGAAGAAAUGCUUCAUCCCAGAAACCCGCAGGAAGCUGGAGGAGGCGUUCAACUCCCGCUGCAAAGAGGAGAACUCUGUGAUCCUGAAGGAGCUGGUGGAGCUUCGGGCUCAGAAAUGUUCUCUGCUCGGCUUCAGCACACACGCCGACUUUGUCCUGGAGAUGAACAUGGCCAAGUCUGGAAAGAAGGUGGCCGGCUUCCUGGAGGAGCUGGCCUGUAAACUGAAGCCUCUGGGCGAUGAAGAGCGGGAGGUCAUCCUCAAACUGAAGGAGAAGGAGUGUCAGAAAAGGGGCCUGCCCUUUAACGGAGAGCUGCACGCCUGGGACACACGCUACUUCAUGACCCAGGUAAAGACUAACGUGUUUUUCGUCCCCUGUGACUCUGCAGGUCUGUUUAACCUGCGGCAGAUCGUCUUGGCUAAAGUGGACCAGGCUCUUCACACCAGGAUGGGACUCGACCCUGCGGAGGAGUACGGACGCCUCUGUCAGGAGCUUCUGGGAAUUCCUGCUUCAUCAGGAACCAACAUGCCGGCGACCUUCGGACACUUGGCCGGCGGCUACGAUGCUCAGUACUACGGUUACCUGUGGAGCGAGGUGUUCUCCAUGGACAUGUUCCACGCUCGCUUCAAACAGGAAGGAAUCAUGAACCCAAAGGUGGGUAUGGACUACAGGAAGUACAUCCUGCGUCCCGGCGGCUCUGAGGACGCCUCAGAGAUGCUGAGGAAGUUCCUCGGGCGGGAACCCAAACAAGAAGCGUUCCUGCUGAGCAAAGGACUGACGUUAGAGCAGCGCUGGCACGCCGUGUCCAUGCUGACCAAUCUCAGCAGCUGGCUCCGCCCCACAGAGAACAACGGACUGAGGUUUUCUAGAAAAAAAUUGUAAAAUGUUUCCCGACAUGGAAAAAACGAGUUGAAUAAAAUGAUUUGAGGUGA